UCCGCAUGGCUCCCGCCCCACUCACAGCCAUCUUGGGGGGUUUUUCUGAACAAAAAAAAGGUGUGAGACAGAAAAACACUGACGGGGAGAAGCAUAUUAGACAUUUUUGGAACUUGACGGAAAGACGGAUGUAGUGAUACAAUACGAUAUGAAAGGAAGGGGAGCAGGCGAGGUGGAAGAAGACCAGCCGCACCCCGAAUACAGCUAACGUUAGCUAGUAGCUAGCCAGCUAAGCUAACUGGCUAGUGGCUCACCAAUUCGGGACGGAUUAAGUAGCUAGUCAGACAGCUAGCUAAGCUAGCUAGCUUCUGCUCAGCCCUACCGAUAGCUAGCCUAGGAAAUUGAGAACAAAUCAAAUUCGUCGUCGGAUGUAUGUGAGAAGGAAAUCGAUGACAAUGCAUCGUACGUCGAUUUGAGACCACCCCCCCAUUGAAGAGACCACCGCUAAGGUUACUAGCUACGGAUAUUGGAUAUUUUUUUUUUUCUGUAGGUAGAGCGGUAUCAUAACAAGCCGUGGCCCUGGCUAUGCCCUCGAGUGUGCGGGCGGGCAAUCUAAAGGACCCGGAUGUGGCUGAGCUCUUCUACAGAGAUGACCCCGAGAAGCUUUUCGCUGACCUCCGAGAGAUCGGCCAUGGCAGCUUCGGGGCCGUCUACUUUGCCCGAGAUGUGCGCAACAACGAGGUGGUGGCCAUCAAGAAGAUGUCCUACACUGGCAAGCAGUCCAACGAGAAAUGGCAGGAUAUCAUCAAGGAGGUGAAGUUCCUCCAGAAGCUUCGUCAUCCCAACACCAUCGAGUACAGAGGAUGCUACCUCAGAGAACACACAGCAUGGCUGGUGAUGGAGUACUGUUUAGGCUCCGCCUCCGAUCUUCUCGAAGUUCACAAGAAGCCACUACAGGAGGUGGAAAUAGCUGCUAUUACCCAUGGUGCACUGCUGGGCUUGGCCUAUCUUCACUCCCACAACAUGAUCCACAGGGAUGUGAAGGCAGGGAACAUCCUCCUGACAGAGCCUGGCCAGGUGAAGCUGGGAGACUUUGGCUCUGCCUCCAUUGUUGCCCCCGCCAACUCCUUUGUAGGAACCCCCUACUGGAUGGCUCCGGAAGUGAUCCUAGCGAUGGACGAGGGUCAGUACGACGGCAAGGUGGACGUCUGGUCUCUGGGCAUCACCUGUAUAGAGCUGGCGGAGAGGAAGCCGCCUCUGUUCAAUAUGAAUGCUAUGAGUGCCUUAUACCACAUCGCGCAGAACGAGAGCCCCGUCCUAGCGUCCAAUCACUGGUCUGAUUAUUUCCGUAACUUUGUGGACUCCUGUCUACAGAAGAUUCCACAGGACAGGCCUAUCUCUGAUGUGUUGCUCAAUCACCGGUUUCUGUGUCGUGAGCGUCCCCUGACGGCGGUGAUGGACCUGAUAGCGAGAACCAAGGACGCAGUGCGGGAGCUGGACAACCUUCAGUACAGGAAGAUGAAGAAGAUCCUCUUCCACGAAGCGCACAACGGACCCACCCCAGAGGGAGGCGAGGAGGAGGAGGAGGUGGAGCAGUACCUGCUGCGCACGGGCACUGUGGGCAGCAUGGAGAGUUCCCAGUCUGUGCCCAGUAUGUCCAUCUCCGCCAGCUCCCAGAGCUCCUCGGUCAACAGCCUGGCGGACGGCUCCGACGACAGCAACGAGAUGGCCAUGAUGACCGAGGGAGAGCACACGGUCACCUCCAACUCCUCCAUUAUACACCGCCCUACUGGUCAGGAUAAUAUCUAUGAUGACCCAUACCAGCCAGAGAUAGACCAGCAGCAGCCCUCGUCAACCGCCCGCCGCAGGGCCUACUACCGCAACCGGGACCACUUCGCCACCAUCCGCACGGCCUCCCUGGUUACUCGUCAGAUCCAGGAGCACGAGCAGGGCUCAGCGCUGAGGGAGCAGAUGUCCGGCUAUAAGAGGAUGAGGAGGCAGCACCAGAAACAGUUGAUGGGCCUGGAGAACAAGCUGAAGGCUGAGAUGGAUGAGCACCAGCUGAGACUAGACAAAGAGCUGGAGAACCAGAGGAACACCUUCGGAGGAGAGGGGGACAAACUGGGCAAGAAACACCAGGCCAUACUGGAGAAGGAGACCAAGGCAGCCCUAGCUGAGGAGAAGAAGUUCCAGCAGCAUAUCCUGAGCCAGCAGAAGAAAGAGCUGACCAGUCUACUGGAGUCUCAGAAACGCCAGUACCGCCAGCGCAAGGACCAGCUCAAAGAGGAACUGAAUGAGAACCAGUCGACCCCUAAGCGGGAGAAGCAGGAAUGGCUGGUGCGUCAGAAGGAGUGUCUGCAGCAGCUGCAGGCGGAGGAGGAGGCGGGGCUGCUGAGGAGACAGAGGCAGUACUACGAGCUGCAGUGUCGCCAGUACAAGAGGAAGAUGCUGCUGGCCCGACACAACCUGGAACAAGACCUGCUCAGAGAGGACCUGAACAAGAAGCAGACCCAGAGGGACCUGGAGUGUGCCAUGCUGCUGAGGCACCACGAGUCCACCCAGGAGCUGGAGUUCCGUCAGCUGGGCGCGGUGCAGCGUACGCGGGCCGACCUGAUCCGCACGCAGCACCAGACAGAGCUCACCAACCAGAUGGAGUACAACAAGAGGAGGGAGCAGGAACUCCGGCAGAAACACACAGUGGAGGUCCGCCAGCAGCCCAAGAGCCUCAAGUCCAAGGAGCUCCAGAUCAAGCGUCAGUUCCAGGACACGUGUAAGAUCCAGACGCGUCAGUACAAGGCCCUGAGGAACCAUCUGUUGGAGAGCACUCCCAAGGCCGACCACAAGGCGGUGCUCAAGAGGCUGAAGGAGGAGCAGACCAGGAAACUGGCCAUCCUGGCCGAGCAGUACGACCACUCCAUCAACGACAUGCUGUCCACACAGGCUGUGAGUAAGCUGCGAUUGGACGAGACCCAGGAAGCAGAAUACCAGGUGCUGCGGAUGCAGCUGCAGCAGGAGUUGGAGCUGCUGAACGCUUACCAGAGCAAGAUCAAGAUCCACACAGACUCCCAGCACGAGAGAGAAGCCAAGGACCUGGAGCAAAGGGUGUCCAUCCGCAGGGCCCUGCUGGAACAGAGGAUUGAGGAAGAGAUGCUGUCUCUGCAGAACGAGCGUUCAGAGCGUAUCCGUACUCUACUGGAGCGCCAGGCACGGGAAAUCGAGGCAUUUGACUCGGAGAGCAUGCGUCUUGGCUUCAGCAACAUGGCUCUGACGGGCAUCCCCGCCGAGGCCUUCAACCAGGGCUACCCCAAUCCCAGCCCCUCCUCUGGCCCCGGGGGCUGGCCCUCCCGCCCUGUCCCUCGCUCCGGGAGCCACUGGAGCCACGGCGUGCAGAACUCUGUGGCGCCCCCUUCGUGGCGUAGCCAGAACAGCUGCAGCGGUGGAGGAGGGUUCAGCCGUGCCGAGUCAAUCACUUUGUCUCACGGCCUGGGGAGGGAUAGUGAGAUGAACAUGAGUGGUAGAGGCCACUCCUCCAACUCCUCAUCUUCUUCCUCUUCCUCCCACCAUCAUCACCAUCACCAGCAGCAGCAGCAGCAACACUACCUCCCCCAGCACUACCACCACCACCACCAGAGCACGCCGCACCUGUACCGAGAGAGCCGCGAGCGCGAGGACCGCGAGAGGGAGAGGGAGUGGGGGGGUGGGGGAGGAGGCCACCAACACCACCACCACGGGGGAGGAGUUCAUCACCACCACCUCUCCCAACACGCCUCAGCCCAGUCCCUCGCUCUCCUGCCACCUCCGCCUCCCCCACCACCUAUCUCCCUCUACUCCUCCUCGCCGCCCUCCUCUUCCUCCUCCUCGUCUUCCCAGGGAGGGGGAUACGGGGGUCUGGUUGCCAGGGGCCCCAGCCUGAUGGCCCUGAGGAACAGCCCACAGCCCCUGAGGAGGACGGCCUCAGGGGGGCCCGGCGGGGCAGGGGGGGGCGAGGGGGUUCUGAGCCGGAGCACCUCGGUCACCUCACACAUCUCCAACGGCUCCCACCUCUCCUACUCUUAAAGGGGAAGGGCAAUGAUAGGCUCCACCCCUCAGUCUUAAUGGGGCGGGGUGAGAGAACAAACCAAGCCUGCCCUUUCUCUGAGGUUGCCUCUGAAACGAUACCCUAACCCUCUCGUAUGGGGAAUAGGGUAUCGUUUGAGAUAUGCCAUGCAGUGAGU
Salvelinus namaycush (lake trout) is the source of this 4154-nucleotide messenger RNA. Its product is annotated as serine/threonine-protein kinase TAO2-like. The coding region runs from base 526 to 3996 and encodes 1156 amino acids. Gene Ontology annotation, molecular function: protein kinase activity; ATP binding. The record is from RefSeq and is a predicted model, not a curated record. Gene Ontology annotation, biological process: protein phosphorylation. The transcript is spliced from 20 exons. Lineage: Eukaryota; Metazoa; Chordata; Actinopteri; Salmoniformes; Salmonidae.